GCAUUCAGCAAACAGAUAUCAGCGAUUACACGUCGUUUGAAAACGUGUCGGGCUUUGUAUUAUGUGAUGAGAUGAAGUUUUGAUUUGCUUACAUCGUUUGAGCUGUCAAAGCAGGCAUUUUUAGUGAUAAAAUGCCACCCAAAAAAGGAAAAGGACGAGGUCGGGGGAGGGGUCGAGAUCCAUCUCCACCCCCUACUUCACAAGGCCGUCCAGCCCCAACUUCUCAAGGUCAUCCACCUCCUAUUUCACAAGCUCGACCACCUCCUCCAACUUCAGAAACUAGAACAGCAUCUGCUUCACAAGGCAAGAAAAGCAAGACUACCACGGCAUCAGUUGAAGCCGUUGAAACAGGAAUUCCUGAAAGAACACUUGCUUCUCAAAAACAAACAAUGGAAUCUGAUUCUACAAGCCAGUCUUCAAGAGAUAGCGCAAGUCAAAUUAUGGAAAAAGUUGCUGGUUUAAGCAUUAAACCAAAACCAUAUGAAGCUCCUAAGAAAAAAGUAUCUCCUAUCAAAAGGCCAGGAUAUGGUACUGCUGGACGAAAGAUUGCUCUAUUAGCCAACUACUUUGUUUUGAAAUUUCAAGAUGUCUCUGUCUAUCAUUAUGAUGUUGACAUAGUUGAUGGCCCUAAAGAUAAGAAAAAGGGCAAAAGUGUUGUACUUGAAGGUAGAACAGCUAAGGAAGAUAUGCAGAAGAAAGUGGGGCAUGUAGAGCAUCAACAAAAAAGAAACAUGGGUAAAGCUAAAUGUAGAGAAAUUGUAUCUGAAAUGGUGAAAUCUAAAGCACUUCAAAAGUAUAAUCCAGUCUAUGAUGGGCAGAAAAAUAUUUUUACUAAUCAACCUUUACCUUUUAAAGAGAAAACUUCUAUAGAUGUUGAAAUGGAAGUGGAAGGUAGAAAGAAAAACUAUAUCAUUGUCAUUCAACCCGUGCAGAAAAUAGAUGGAAGCAAUAUUAUUAGUUUAGAGCCUCUGAGAGAACUAUAUAGAGGACGAUCAACUGAAAUACCGCAAGAAGUCUUGUUAGUAUAUGACACUGUAAUGAAUCAUCGUGACCCUCCACUUACUCAAGUACACAUUAGAAAUUCCUUUUUUACACUAAACCCAAAGGGUGCUUGUCAAUUAGGAUCUGGCUUAGAGAUAUGGUUUGGUUACAGUCAAAGUGUUAGACUUGCUGAAGAGGGACCAGUUCUUGUUGUUAAUUUGGCUGCAAAAGCAUUUCACAGAGCAGGUUCUGUAAUUGAUUAUGCUUGUGAUGUACUAAAUACAGAUAUUACUAAAUCUCCAAAGUUAGAGCCAAGGUCUAUCUUCGAAAUCGAAAAAGCGUUAAAGGGUGUAAGAGUUAAAGUUACGCACCAAAAACAACCUCGGAAGUAUAAGGUUAAAGGAGUUUCCAAGGUUUCAGCUAGAGAAUUAACUUUUGAUUCAGGCUCAAAAAAAAUAUCUGUUGAGCAAUAUUUUCGCGAAAAUUACAAAUAUCAAUUGAAAUAUCCUUACUUGCCUUGUUUACAUAUGCAAACCAGCAAUCCAUCGACUUAUAUACCCAUGGAAACAUGCGAAGUUGUUGAAGGUCAAGUUAAAUUAGGGAAAUUAAGUGGAGACCUAACAUCAAAAAUGAUAAGACAGACUGCUGUCCCACCUAGAGAAAGGUUUGAUUCAAUUGUGAAUGAUGGCCAAGCAAUUAACAGAACAAGUAGAAAUAAAAUGGUUGCAUUUGGUCUAAUAAUGGAUGUAAAUUUGAUGAAAGUUGAUGGCCGUAUCAUCAGUGCACCUGCUCUUGAGUAUGGUGGGGAAGGCAACUCCCGCAUUGCUAGACCAGAUAACAGAGGAGUGUGGCGGAUUGAAGAUGGGAAGCAAUUUUAUAAGGUUAAAAAGGUGAAUGCAUGGAUUUUGAUGAGUUUUGCCAGUGACAGGUUUUGCGGCAUGGACAAAUUAAGGCGAUAUGCUGAUUGCCUAGUAUCUUCUAGUAGAAAAUGUGGAAUGAGUUGUGGACCACCAGUUGAUAUUAAGAUAUUUGAUCGGAGGACAAAAACAGAUGAAGCUCUCCAGUAUGCCAAAAAGAAGAAUGCAGAUUUCGCAAUAGUUGUUUUGUCAAGACGAGAUACUUAUCACACGUAUGAAGAAGUAAAAUUCCUGGCAGAUUUUAAGUAUGGAUUAGUUACUCAAUGCAUGGAAGAUAAAACUCUUGGUCGAAUCAAUGAUCAAAUUACCACUAAUGUUUGUUUAAAGAUAAAUGUGAAAUUAGGUGGCAUUAAUCAUAGAUUUCUUCAGAGGCCACAAGUAUUUGCAAGGCCUGUCAUAAUUUUUGGAGCAGAUGCUAUUCACUGGCCUAGAGGAUUUGGUUACCCUUCCAUUGCAGCCGUCGUAGGAAGUCUCGAUCCAACAGCCUCUAGGUAUGCACUAACAUGUUGUUUACAAGACCAAGAAAAAGAUAAAUUAUCUCAAGAAAUCAUUAAAAAUAUGAAAAAUAUUGUGAAAGGGAUCCUAGAACAUUUUCGGGCUGUUAAUAAUGGCCUUAGACCAGAAAAGAUAAUUUUUUACAGAGAUGGUGUUAGUGAAGGACAAUUUGUCACUGUGAUAGAGCAAGAGGUCAGUAGUAUUCAAGCAGCUUGUCAGGAACUCUAUGAACGUUAUCUCCCAAUAACAUAUAUAGUUGUUCAAAAAAGACACCAGACCAGGCUUCGGCCUAGAGAUCCCCGAGAAGGAGCUGGGAAAUGUGGCAAUGUUCCUCCUGGUACAACAGUUGAUACCACCAUCACUCAUCCGGUCUUUUUUGACUUCUUUGUGUGCUCACAUGAAGGGAUUCAAGGUACGAGCAAACCGGCCCAUUACACUGUCCUUCAUGAUGAUAAUAAGUUUGGUCCAGAUGAACUGCAGCAGCUAUCAUAUUUUCUUUGCCACACUUAUGUGCGUUGCACUCGAAGCGUUUCACUUCCAGCACCUAUUUUGUACGCUGACUUGGCGGCAGCUAGAGCCAAAAAGUAUGCUGAUUUGUUUACCCAAGAUGAUUCCAUGAGCAGCAGCGGUGGGUCAGAGCCAAAGAAUCGCCCUUUACCACCAGAGGUUGUAAGAGCUAUAGAAAAUAUGAAGAGUUUUGAAAACAAUAUGUUUUAUGUUUAAAAUGUUAUUCCUGCUACAUGUGUUAUUUUCAUUAGCAAUGUUGAAAAGCUUUUUAAUGUAUUGGAACUUUUAAAAUGAAUUUUAUAGCUUGUUUUUAAGCAGAAUAAAAAUUUAACUUUCAUCAU
Uloborus diversus is the source of this 3241-nucleotide messenger RNA. RefSeq names its product protein argonaute-4-like. The record is from RefSeq and is a predicted model, not a curated record. Gene Ontology annotation, molecular function: RNA binding; protein binding. NCBI's taxonomy places the organism in Eukaryota, Metazoa, Arthropoda, Arachnida, Araneae, Uloboridae. Bases 132 to 3116 code for a protein of 994 amino acids. The transcript is spliced from 3 exons.